Molecule: messenger RNA, 1470 nt
Organism: Pistacia vera
Lineage: Eukaryota; Viridiplantae; Streptophyta; Magnoliopsida; Sapindales; Anacardiaceae
Product: protein DOG1-like 4
Exons: 3
Coding region: 536-1228 (230 amino acids)
Biological process (GO): DNA-templated transcription
Molecular function (GO): sequence-specific DNA binding
Source: RefSeq, a predicted model, not a curated record
AAAGUCCGCAUUUUUGUGAUUUUCAAAUGGGCUCGGCUCCAUUGAGUGACUAGACUUUCUCCACUUUGCACUUUCCAUUAUCGAAACGUGUCACGAGUCACGACCCCUGAACAAGCCUACCUGGUAAACAGCCAGCUAAACCAAAGCGAAUACACUCUCUUUCCUUUUUAACAUUUCGCCAUUCCCCAUCAUCACUUGCGACAAAACACACCGAAACCAAUCUCUCUCUCUUUUGCCAGUCGGUGAAUAUGUCCUCUUUGCUUUGAAACACAACCACUAUUCAUCCUCUCACUCACUAACUCCUAAAAACUUGUGUUAAUGGAGAACUCUCCUUUCUCCCCAUUCUCUUACGUCACACGCGUCACUCACUCAGAUUUUUCUUCCAACUUGCUCCUUCUCCAACUUCAACCUUCCACACAUUUCUUUCCCACCCAGCAAACUUUCGUUAAUAUUCCAUCUCUUUUAUUCAAAAUUUCCCAUAUAUAUAUGUAAUUAUAUCCCUGUUGCUUGGCUUUGAUUCCUCAUUUGGUAUCCAAUGUCAAGACCCAGAACCAACCGCAUUGCGGUGUCGUUUGAGAAUUUCUUCCAAGGCUGGCUAGUACGUCAAGAGCACUACUUGGAGGAGCUACUCUCGGCCAAAGACGACUGCCACGACGAUCUCAAAGACUUGAUCAACCGCGUUCUCGCUCAUUAUCAUCAGUACUACGAAGAAAAAUCAAGACUCGCUCAUCGUAACAUCUUCUUGCUAUUUUCUCCCACCUGGUUCACUGCCUUCGAACAAACCUUCUUUUGGAUCGCAGGUUUCAAGCCAACUCUUGCCUUCGCUCUCGUAAACGACGCCAUUACUUUAACUCAGGAGCAAAACCAGAGGAUAAAUAGUCUCAAAGGAGAGAUUCGGAUGGAGGAAAAAAUACUCAACGAUGAGCUGGCCAAAAUUCAGGAGAGCGUGGCGGCUCCCCCGAUAAUGGAAUUAGCGAGGCGGUGGGGAAGUUCGGUUGACGGCGGGAUUACGGAGGAGCAAGAGGUGAUGCAGAGUCUCCGGUCAGCCCUGGAGUCGUUGGUGGCAAGUGCUGAUUUGUUGAGGACGACGACUGCGAGGAAGGUGGUGGAGAUAUUAAAUCCGGUGCAGAAUGUGAGAUUUUUGGCGGCGGCGACUCAACUUCAGCUUAGGAUUAGGAGUUGGGGAUUGCAAAGAGAAGGUGAAGGACAAGAAACACAGAUUGAAUAGACAUAGCGGUAGUUUGUUUUACAAGGGGUUCUUGAAAUUUAAAAAAAUGAAGGACUUUUGACGGCAACGUUAGUGCUUUUUAAUCUCGGUACACACGGAUCCAUUUAAUUGUAUUUGGAUGUUUAUCUGACUCAGAGAAGGGAAAGAGACUCACGACGUAUCCAAAUCAAUUUUAUUUGACAUCGUUCUUUAAUCGUACCCAGAAAUUACGCUCAUAUGCAUAGAUGUCAGCAUAUUUAUCU